Molecule: messenger RNA, 1078 nt
Organism: Scutellospora calospora
Lineage: Eukaryota; Fungi; Glomeromycota; Glomeromycetes; Diversisporales; Gigasporaceae
Source: the annotation of a GenBank genome assembly
AUGCAGGAUUCUAAACGGAUUAAAGAAGCUGAAAAAAUAGAAAAACAACGGCAAAGGGAAGAACAAAAAUUGGAACGUCAACGUAAAAAAGAGGAACGGGAGGCAGAAAAACAAAGAGAAAAGCAAUUUCAACAAGUUAACAAAUUAAAAAUUGACAAGCUUGAAAUGACGCGAGAAAUGAUUGUUGAUAUAGAAAAUAGUUUAAUUGAGGGAUCUUUUGGUUCGUUAAUACGCGAUAAUUUAGAGUUAAAAAAGAUGACAAUCAACACAUUUCAACACAAUGUAUCUGGUAUUAUUAAAUUUCGAAGAAAGGUUACAUCUGAAUGGAAUGAUGAAUUAUGCGCCUUUGUACCAGUCCCAGAGAUAAUCAGAGAAGAAGUCUACGUAUUUCUUUAUUUGGAGAUUGAAAUAUUUGUUCAACAUAUUGAAAAUGAUUCGUUACAUACACACAUCCGUAAUGUGCAAAAGAUUUUUCAUAAUAAGAAGCUUGUAUUGUUAAUUAAAGGUUUUGAUGGAUAUUGUCGCAAGAAAAAAUUACAACAUAAUCGUACUUUCACUAACGCAGUUCGGAUCAGAAUGGAAGAACCUGGUAUUGAAAAUGAUAGUCAAUCAAAAAAAAAACCAAUAAUGAAUAAAGGACCAGAUCUAGAAAAGAUUGAGGAUGAAUUUAUCUGGCUACAACUUAUUGCCAAAGUUAUGAUCGUUCAUACCAAGGAUAUUGAAGAAACUGCAGAGGUUAUAGGUACUCUUUCGACCGAUAUCGCAACAAUUCCAUAUAAGCAUCGGAAUGGGCAGUUGAACUUCUGGGUUGGGAAUCAAGUUCGCGCUGGGGUAGAUCAUAGCGACACGUGGUGUCGUAUGUUACAAGAGAUCCAACACGUCACUGAACCUGUAGCAAAAGGAAUUCUAAACAAGCAUCCAACUAUUAAAUCAUUAUAUGACGCGUAUCAUGGAUGUCAUACUCGGGAAGAUGCGGAGAAUUUGUUGACCGAAGUUGAGAUUCAAAAUAACGGCUUAGGGCAACGAAAUAGAUAUGUCAACAAAGCUUUGUCCAAGAGAAUAUAUGAAAUAUUUAUGG